UCUGCCUUAAAAUUGCCGCGGGAGCUAUAGGACGAUCCUGAGACCUGAACAGAAUCUCUUUGAGCUUAGUGGCUCCCCGUUCAAAUCGGAGGAAGCCUAUUGCCCUAAUCAAAUCCCCUACUGCUAACGAAUAGUAUCCCUCACCGACCUCAAUUCCAUCCCGACCAAAAUCUGCAAAACCCUCCUCUCCUUCACCUUCCCCUUCCCUUCGGUUCGCGGACAGUCCAAAAAUCCCCUCCAUCGAUCUCUCCCUCCUCGAGCGGGAUCGGCGAUGGGGGGCUGCUGCUGCGGCUGCGGCUGCGGCUGCGGCUGCUUCCUCGACCGAAAGCCUCCGCGGGAAAACCCGAUGGCGGUGCAUCGGGAACAGCCCAUCCGGCGCGGGUCGAGCGCUGCCGACUACCCCUCCCCAGCACAUAUGGUCACGUACAGCGAGGGGCUGGGUGCUGCGGAGAGAUUGAACGCUGGGUUCCGGACGUUUAAAAAGAACGUCUACGAUCAGAACCCAAAGUUGUUCGGCAAGCUCAAGUCUGCCCAGUCUCCGAAGUACAUGGUGUUUGCAUGCUCUGACUCGCGUGUUUGUCCAUCAGUGACCCUUGACCUAAAGCCAGGAGAAGCCUUUACUGUCCGUAAUAUUGCCAGCCUAGUCCCAACCUACAAGCAGAAUGUGCACUGCAAUAUCGGUUCAGCCAUCGAGUAUGCUGUGACCAUCCUCAAGGUUGAGUGUAUUGUGGUUAUUGGUCACAGCUGCUGUGGUGGAAUCAGGGCACUCCUCUCUUUGAAGGAAGAUAGACCACACACCUACCACUUCAUUGAAAACUGGGUUAAGAUCGGUCUGGAUAUCAAGAAGAAGGUGGAGAGAAUACAUGCCUUUCUGCCUUUUGAUGAACAAUGCACCAAGUUGGAAAUUGAGGCCGUCAAUUUGUCCCUUAGAAACCUGAAGACCUAUCCAUUUGUCAUGGAUAGAUUGGCCAAGGGAACACUCAAACUCAUUGGUGCUCGCUACGACUUUGUUUGUGGCACCUUCCAGACUUGGAAUGCCUGACAGCUGAAAUUCUGAAAAUUGUGGUAAGAUGUGUCUGUAUAUACAACCCUCAGUACGCAUACAACGGUGUGCUGUUUUAAGUUAAAUAGCAACAAAUACAACGGUGGCAUUUGUACCCUGCAGUGUGCAUUGGGUACUUAUACGGGUGCACCAAUUGCCAGAGACAUGUAUUUUAGGCUUUUAGCUGCUGUAGAAGUGUAGAUAUUACAAUUCGUGCUGCAGAUAGAAACUUGGCAGAUGGCAGAUAUGAAAAAGGAAAGGAUGAAAGGUUCCACGUGGAGUUUAUAAAUUUGGAACGGGUGUAAUUUUUAGGCUGAUCUAUUUCUGAGAGGCUGAGAUGAACUUUUGUGCCUGUCCAAUUUGAAUCAAAAGAACUGUAUAUGAUCUAAUACCACCGUAGCAACAGAAACUUGUGAUCAAUGUUGUGUUUAUA
Molecule: messenger RNA, 1475 nt
Organism: Sorghum bicolor (sorghum)
Lineage: Eukaryota; Viridiplantae; Streptophyta; Magnoliopsida; Poales; Poaceae
Product: carbonic anhydrase, chloroplastic
Exons: 8
Coding region: 272-1042 (256 amino acids)
Biological process (GO): carbon utilization
Molecular function (GO): zinc ion binding; carbonate dehydratase activity
Source: RefSeq, a predicted model, not a curated record